This is a messenger RNA of Ostrea edulis (European flat oyster), 3802 nucleotides long. RefSeq lists its product as uncharacterized. Gene Ontology annotation, biological process: DNA integration; DNA recombination. Gene Ontology annotation, molecular function: DNA binding. Lineage: Eukaryota; Metazoa; Mollusca; Bivalvia; Ostreida; Ostreidae. The transcript has a single exon. The coding region runs from base 540 to 2225 and encodes 561 amino acids. The record is from RefSeq and is a predicted model, not a curated record.
AUUUAAGUUAUUAAAUAUAGUUUAUAUAAGUUGAUUCUGUAUCAUAGCUAUCGGAUCUAUAUUUAGAAUAUGGCAGAUCUCGUGUAUCACGUGAUCAAAUAGACCAAUCAGUAUUAAGCUGUAUAGCAUCACUGCAUCAGUUUUGAAGUUCUUCUGUGGCUAAACAAAUUUCUUAGAUUCCUUCGGAAUAUUAUUCAAGGAUUUAUCACUUGUGCAUAUUUAUUUGUGUUCAUUGAACUUACGGUAUAUACACCAAACUGCGAAUUUGAACCUCGACAUGUGAAUGUGAGCGUGGGUGUUGAUACGGACACGCUCUAUUUGCAGUUUCCUUCAGAUUCUAGGAUAUUGUUUCUGUUUAUAUCGCUAAUAUUCAGUGUAACAUUACUGUGAUUAGUACCUUCGUUACAGUUAAACUUCGAAUGUGAACAGUGACAGGCUAAUGUGCGCAUGCUUUGUUUAAAUUGUCACGCUCCAGUUACCGAGUUUAUUACAAUCUUUAUGUGAUUACUGUGACUAAGCUACGCGUCAUAUCUUCUAAAAUGCCAGGAAGGAAACGAAAACAAAACGCUACAACAGCGCCAGUUAGGCAGAGACAAGUCAGACCCCGUCACGAAAACAAUUCGCGAUGGAAUUUGAACGAGCCUGAAAAUUGGUCUACUUCAGAAUUGUUUAAUAAACUGAGAGAAGCCAAUAUAAUCUUGCCAUCAAAUUUGAAGAAAGCUCAACUCGUGCAAAUAUUUAAGGACAAUGUUCUGAAUAAAGACAGAAGUGACUCAACGGACGAUUCAAGGGAAAUUCAGGUUCAGGACCGAGAGGUAAAUGUUCAAUAUGGCGAAUUGAAUUUACUUCCGGCAUCUUCAAUCAACAAUCCCGAGAACGAGGCUGGGCGGAUGUCAACAAAUGAUCCAUUCCUUAGGCACCAAGACGAGGCUGGGCGGAAGCAGGUAGAACUGUCAAAUGCUGUCCAAAACAUACAACGAUCAGUUGAGCAUCUCGCAAAUGAGAUUAGCACACUCAAGCGCCGCGGCGUUUCCAACCAGGACAAUGAGCCCUCAGGAUCAGGAAAUUUCACAAUUGACGCACCUACGCCAAGAAUAUCUUCCGACUCCGUCCCUCAUAUAGAAACGGUAUCGUCAAAUCUGCGAAACCAGAUCAUGCAAGGUGACCAAAUUCCGACAGGCUGCCCCUCAAGCAGAAAAGAACCCAGUUAUGAUUCCUGCAAUGCAAGAACUCGUACUAUAUUAGAGGAAGAAGCUGAAAGAUUGUGUGAAAAUUCUUUGAGUGAAAGCACAAAAAGCACAUACAGACAUGGUUAUAAGAUCUUUUGUCAAUUUCUAUCAUCUAUUGGAAUAGCAGCAACCGACUACAAGCCAACACCCAUUUCAGAACAAACUCUCAUCCUAUUUGUCACCCACUGCAACAAGGCAUUAGGACUUGGAUACAGCACUAUCAAACUAUAUUUGGCUGCAGUUAGAUUUUAUUAUGUCAAGGCAGGCAUCCACAACCCAAUGUCCUCUUCCUAUAUAGACUGCUGCGCAAAACUUCAUAUGGUUUUACGAGGGAUUAAGAAACACAAUCAUCAAAAAGAGAGACGAAGACCAAUUACAUACAAAAUUUUACUUCAAAUUCAUACCAUCUUGCAAAGAGGAAUGUAUGGAAAAUUUCUUGAUUCUAUGUUGAAGGCAGCAUUUUCUCCGGCCUUCUUUGCGUUCCUUAGGUGUGGUGAAUUCACAGUUAAAAAUUUUAAACAAAACAACAUUUUAAAUAUGGAAGAUGUGAUCAAGGACAGUGAUGAUAAGGGAUUUACGCUUAAAUUGAAGAGUUCCAAAACCGAUCCAUUCCGUAAAGGAAUCCAAAUUCGUGUAUUCAAAUCUGGCCAAGCUGUAUGUCCAUUUACAUGUAUGAACAAAUAUCUCGAAAUGCGUAAAAUUUGGAACAAUGGAUACAGAUCAUCAGCUUUAUUCAUUGACGAUAGUGGCAACCCGUUAACAAGAAAUUUCUUGGUGAACAAAUUAAAAUGUAUCCUUCAAAUGUUAGGUUACAAUGACGAGCAGUACAAUGGGCAUUCCUUCAGGAUUGGGGCAGCAACAUCUGCUGCAGAAGGCCAAGUGCAGGACCAUAUGAUUAAAACACUAGGACGGUGGAGUUCAGAUUGUUAUAAUAGAUAUGUAAGAACUGAUGAUGACACUCUAUCGCGAGCGCAACGAGCUAUGUGCCACAACUGAUGUUCUAUAACUGUGAUAGUACCAGUGAAAAAAUUCGGAGACAGUGAUCAAAUGACAUUUCAUUCGUGUGUUUGCUAUGUACGGAUAUAUGAUAAUAAUGUGACGCUUGUACCAGCUGUAUAUAAUGUAUGCUUCAUCUUAAACCUUUAGACUAGUUGAAGCGCAAGUUGCGCUUUAUGAUGUACAUAUGUUAUCUUUGUUUUGUACACAGUAACGAUGUAGUUUUCAUUAGAAUAGUUAGUUUCACGUUUUUUUUUUAUCAGAUUAAGGUGGAGGUUUAGCAACGAUAUAUUACUUCCUUUUGGGGCUCUCAGCUAUUCCCAGUAGGUGCAGGCUUAACUGGCAAUAUCUUCGUUUGGGCAUAACACAUUGAAACAAUUUCAAUGUUCUACCCCAAAAGAAAUAGUUUAGGAAACACAAACCAUCAGCAUUUUACACAUGCAUGUUUACAUAGCUAUAAUGACCAUUUACAUAUUACUGGGCCAUCGGCCACUUAAAAAUUACAGGGCCAUCGGCCACUUACAUAUUACAGGGCCAUCGGCCACUUACAUAUUACAGGGCCAUCGGCCACUUAUACUCAAGGCCAUCGGCCUCUCACCAUUACAUGCAUGGCCAUCGGCUAUGCUCUUAGCAAGCAUUUCAGCUUAAGUUUUCAACUUGACUGAUGUUGUUUUAAUUUGAGAUGUAUGUUAGAGUUGAUAUCUAUCUUGGAUGUUAAAAAUCAUGCAUGUGUUUUUGAUGUAUCUUGUUAUUCUGUAAUCCGCUGAGUAGUACCCAAAAGGCAAAGUUUGAAUAAAAUAUAGUAACUUUUCAUCUGUGUUAUUUAUAUAAAUUGUUAUUUAAGUUAUUAAAUAUAGUUUAUAUAAGUUGAUUCUGUAUCAUAGCUAUCGGAUCUAUAUUUAGAAUAUGGCAGAUCUCGUGUAUCACGUGAUCAAAUAGACCAAUCAGUAUUAAGCUGUAUAGCAUCACUGCAUCAGUUUUGAAGUUCUUCUGUGGCUAAACAAACCUCCAUCCACCCCGCCACCACCUUAAUCUGAUCUUGGGUAAAUUACUCAACAAUUCAUAGGGCAUUACACAUUGAAACAAUCUCGGGCAUAACACAUUGAAACAAUUUCAAUGUGGGGCAUAACACAUUGAAACAAUUUCAAUGUUCUACCCCAAAAGAAAUAGUUUAGGAAACACAAACCAUCAGCAUUUUACACAUGCAUGUUUACAUAGCUAUAAUGACCAUUUACAUAUUACUGGGCCAUCGGCCACUUAAAAAUUACAGGGCCAUCGGCCACUUACAUAUUACAGGGCCAUCGGCCACUUACAUAUUACAGGGCCAUCGGCCACUUAUACUCAAGGCCAUCGGCCUCUCACCAUUACAUGCAUGGCCAUCGGCUAUGCUCUUAGCAAGCAUUUCAGCUUAAGUUUUCAACUUGACUGAUGUUGUUUUAAUUUGAGAUGUAUGUUAGAGUUGAUAUCUAUCUUGGAUGUUAAAAAUCAUGCAUGUGUUUUUGAUGUAUCUUGUUAUUCUGUAAUCCGCUGAGUAGUACCCAAAAGGCAAAGUUUGAAUAAAAUAUAGUAACUUUUCA